AUGUGGUCCAUAGUGCCACUCGUAUCUCGUGUCUUUUCUCGCUUCUGUCGAAGCAUAGCCCUACCUAGCUGCGUGGUAACCUUAGGUGUGCUCAGAGUUGUGGUCCAACGGGUCGCAACACCUCCUUCGCCGACCUUGACAACCACAACGACCAGGACCGUGACGUAUAUAUUGAGAUUCCCUCUUCUUCUCACUCUCCCACCCGCCCCUCCUCCUCCUCCCACAAAGACGUUUCCAGUCUUCAUACCCGGCACAGUGCCACUUGGUUACGGAUUGUACAAUCGCCCCAGUGGCACUUCAUAUCUUUUCCUUGCCUUCGGGUUCGUCUCUCUUGGGGUAGUUUACGCGACAGCAAAUCGCCUGGGUUUUGUCAAGACUCUUGGAAAGAAUACAACUCGAGGUGGCGACAAACUCCAAACUAGCGUCGCUAAUAUUCUCAAGAGUUUCCGUGUGUCCUGUCGAGCUACUGCAAAAGAGGUUGCUGCUUGUUGCAAUGCAUAUUCCGCCGCCGUCAUGGGUUUCCCGUCCUCAUCGAAAUUCCGCACACUGUUGGAUCAGACAAUCCAAGGUCGAGACAAGCUUCGCACCAUUGUGCUCGAUGUGUUUCAUCAAGUGGCUACCUAUUUCGAGGCGUAUGCUGCCACAAUCGUCGGCCGUCGCGACAUCCAAUACGCGUGGAGAUUACUCGGACUGUUGCUUAUAUACGACAACACCAACAUCUUCGUCGUGCACGACAUCGCUGAGGCUUUUUGCAAGUGGUGGCUUCUUCUUUGUCGCCCUGACCCUGGCGGAGCAUCCCAAACUGGCGGAUCAUCCCAAACUGUUGGCAAAACGUACCCCUUCGUUCCUGGCCAUCCAUUGAGCUGGGACGACUUCCUCCAAUACAUCACACUCGACGAAGAAUCGUUCUGGGGCUGUGCCAACUGGAAAACUCUCAGCUAUGCCGGUUUCGUUCCGACUAUAUGCCACAAGCAACUCCAGCUUGUCAGACCGCUUGGUCGCGGAGGAUUUGGAGAGAUCGUUGAAGCAGUAACUGCGACCGGCAAACACGUAGCCGUCAAACGAAUCUGCAAGGGCGACUGGGUUCCACGUCGCAGUCGGCGAACCCCUAACGGGAGAGAACAACACCAGGAGCGGAAAAUGGUCAUGGAGGGCUUUCUACGUGAAGUUAUUGUGUCGAGAUUGAUGACAGAGCAUGCCUGCUUCCUCGACAUAUACGGCGUCUGGCACGACACGAGUUAUUUUUACCUUGUGAUGGAAAUGGGCCAGUCGUGUAUCAGCAACCUGCAAAUCGAACGGUUGCACACUUAUUCGCUGGGGCGGCAGUUGAUUGAGGGUGUACAAGCACUCCACAAGAACGGAAUAAUCCACCGCGAUAUCAAACCCGACAAUCUUCUCCUCAAUGGUGAACAGCUCAAAAUCAUUGACUUCGGUAUAGCGCAUAUUUUUGACGAUCCAUCGAACGUUGGCCUUUGGGUGGACUCGCCAGGUCGCGAGUCGUUGCAAGACAAAGCAGGGACACCAGGUUAUAUGUCGCCAUUGGUGGAGAAGCAGAAGCCCUACGCGUUCGAUGCAGAUCUGUGGAGUGUUGGUGUGACUUUGUUCCAGUGGGUGAGGGGAGAGUAUGUGUUUCCAGAGUUCCACCCCCGCGGCGCGCUCAAGGUGGAGCAUAAGACCUUGACUCCGCUCGAAUGGGAUUUCUUCCGCAGGGUAUUUUCGGUGUCUCCAGAACUUCGUUUCAGCAAUUGGGACGAAGUUUUGGAGCACCUCAUGUGGGACGAGCUGCUUGAAGCAGCGCGCUAA
Molecule: messenger RNA, 1803 nt
Organism: Mycena indigotica
Lineage: Eukaryota; Fungi; Basidiomycota; Agaricomycetes; Agaricales; Mycenaceae
Product: Calmodulin-like domain protein kinase
Exons: 7
Coding region: 1-1803 (600 amino acids)
Biological process (GO): protein phosphorylation; mitotic DNA damage checkpoint signaling
Cellular component (GO): nucleus; cytoplasm
Molecular function (GO): ATP binding; protein serine/threonine kinase activity
Source: RefSeq, a predicted model, not a curated record